Molecule: messenger RNA, 6118 nt
Organism: Closterium sp. NIES-67
Lineage: Eukaryota; Viridiplantae; Streptophyta; Zygnematophyceae; Desmidiales; Closteriaceae
Source: the annotation of a GenBank genome assembly
UUGAAUUCCUGCUUGCACUGCACGCAUGUGGGCAGACACUGGCGCUUCUGGUAUGUUGAGGAUUCUAGCGAAUGUGUAGGAGCUCGCGUUUAGAAGUCUAGACCGCGAUUUAAACCGCCAGUUAAAAGAGCGUUCUUCUUUUCAGAUGCUGUCAUGGCGCUCCGUUUCCUCCCACGAUCGAUCGAAGGUUUUUAGGGUCUCUUGCCGGUCGACGCGUCGGUUCGGUGGCAUUGGGAGAGCGGUGGUGUUCGAGCUAGGCGCAAGGGACUGAAACCGAUUAGUAGACCCUAAGUUGUAAUCGACCACGAUCGAUGCGGGAGAGACGGGAGAGUUUUUUGAGUAAAUCUCGGCCGUCAGAUCGGACCUCCUAUUUUUCAGCGCGUUACAAUCAAGCGCUUUACUUUUCCGUUUCGGACGGACCAGGGAGGGUGUUUUUGAAUCAAUUGAAUUCCUGGACGCGUUAGCCGUGGUUUCUGCGCGCUGCUCCGCUAGGAACCGCGUUCCAACGGCAAUCCAGGAGCCGUCGGAUUGCGGACGAUACGGAGAGUGAAUCCGUUAGAUUAGGGUGCAUCGACUCCGGGCAACGAGACGGGCAGGAGAAAGAGAGAAUUGCGACGAGGAGGGCGCAAGGAUUCUGUGAAACAGUGUGCAGAGGGAAUUGCCGCGGGAAGCCAAGUGAAGCUUUUAAAAAAGUAUCCCUUCAAACUAGUGAAGGGGACCACCACCAGUGAUGCGGCCUGUGAACGGGCAGUCAGACGAGGCGGCAGCAGCAACGGCAGCCGCCGGGUGGGUUGAUCCAACGGUCGCGGGCGCGGAUGGCGCGGAUGGGAACCUGGAGCAGCGGUGGGGGUCGUCCAAGGGCCUGAUGCAGUCGCCCGGCCAGCGGCCCGCCGCUGAUCGCACGCAGCUGCGAAGGCGCACGCGCAACGUGCAGCAGCUGCUGGCUCUGCGCGAGUGCCGCCCCGUCGUGCGCCGCGCCCCAUGCAGCCCCUGGACCGACUCCCCGCGCACCCUGCCGCCUGCCCCCGCCGCUGGCGGAGGCGGAGGCGGAAGCGGUGGUGGCGGCGGCGGAAGUGGCAGCAUGGCUGGCGGCGACAGGGGGGGCGGAAGCCGUGGGAGGGAAGCGGGAGGCUUAGGACGGGGGACCGGGGUUGGGGCUGGGGCUGGGAGUGGGAAUGGUGGCAGCAGUCGGGUGAACGCUGCAGUGAUGCUGGCUCACUGGGUGGAGCGGGACUCGCUCAUCCGCUACUCGGCGCAGUACUGCUCCUUGCACCCUGCCCCGCGCUCCACCAUCGCCGCAGCUUUCAGCAGCGAUGGCGCGUCUCUGGCCUCCACGCAUGGCGACCACACAGUGAAGAUCAUCAGCUGCGCCACCAGCAAGUGCCUGCGCACACUCACAGGCCACCGCCGCACGCCCUGGGUGGUGCGGUACCACCCGCGCACGGCGCACGUGGUGGCGAGUGGCAGCCUGGACCACGAGGUGCGGCUGUGGGACACCGACACGGCGCACUGCAUCGCCUUCCACCCCUUCUAUCGCCCCAUUGCGUCUCUCGCGUUCCAUGCUUCGGGGGACCUGCUCGCAGUGGCGUCCGGUCAUAAGCUGUACAUAUGGCAGUACACGCGGUCAGGCGAUGCGGCGCAGCCGUGUGUGGUGCUGCGCACGCGGCGGUCGCUGCGCGCCGUGCACUUCCACCCGCACGGUGCGCCGCUGCUGCUCACUGCUGAGGUGAACGACUUGGACUCAGCGGACUGCACGCCUACAGAGGCGCUGUCGUCCGGCUACGUGCACUACCCCCCGCCGUCCUUCCACUUCAGCCCCUCCAUGCCGGACGCCACCCUCGCGGCCUCCGCCGCCACUGCAGGCGUCACCCUGCCCGCCACGCCCCCCUUCCCCCUCGCGCAGUGGCAGAGCUGGUUCUGGAUGGCGGGCGCAGGCGCGGGGGAAGGGGCGGGGGGAGGGGCAAGAGAAAGAAGAGGGGGCGAGGUAGGAGCGGAUGGUGCAGGUGUACACGCAGCUGGUACAAGAGGGGCUGCAGCAGGGGGAGCAGGGGUGGCAGGGGGAGCAGGGGGAGCAGGGGGAGCAGGGGGAGCAGGGGGGGCAGCAGGGAGGGCUGGAGGGACAGGGACCAGUCUAGGGCGAGGAGCAGGCCUGGAUGUGAGUUUGGGGCGGCAGAGUGGGGAUGCGGGUGUGGGGCAGGAAGCAGGGGUUGGGAGUGGCGCUGCAGGGGAAAGGGAGGACCUUGUUGGAACGCUGGCCGGAGGGAGGCAAGUGGGGGGUCGGAGGGGAGAGGGCGAAGGGAGGGGGAGGAGGGAGGAAAUAGUGGGGGAGGCGCGUGGGAGUGGAUGGCGUGGCAGCGUUGCUGAGGGGAGGAAUGAGGCUGAUGCGGCUGACGUGGCGGCUGACGUGGCUGCUGACGUGGCUGCCGAUGUGGCGGGGGAAGGUGGGACAAGGGAUAUGGCGUCUGUGAGCGGCGCAAGGGACGAAGCGCCAGGAGGGGAUGGUGCUGGUGAGGGCGCGCUGGGAGAGGAUGGGGUGAGGCAGAGUGACAGAGCACAGCUAGGGGGGGCGAUUGGGGAAGGAAGUGGGAGAGGAAGUGGAGAGGGGAGUGGGGGGGGAAGUAGGGAGGCCAGCGAGGGAGGGCUUGGGAGGGCGAGUGGAGAAGGGGACGGGGAAGCGUGCAAUGGGGCAGGGGGAGCAGGAGUUGCUCGGCCGGGGGCGGGGGCUGCUGAUCCCGCUGUGACUGCUAGUGGAGCAGCAGCAAGCGGCCAGCAGGGCGCAGAAGAAGCAGCAGGGGCAGGAGGGGCAGCAGCAGCAGCAGACAACACAGCAAAUGCUGCAACACUCGUAUCAUCAUCAUCAGCAGCAGCAGCAGAUUCAACGGCAGAUGCGGCAGCUUCACGCCUUGCAGCAGCCGCAGCGGUUGACGACACCGCAGCGGGAGCAGCAGCGGAUGCGGCAGCAGUGAGGGCCGUGGACGCAGCGUGCGAGGCAGUGACAGAGGGCAUGUGCGCCGUGUGUCUGCGUGGGUCACAUGGUGAAUCCGCUCAUGGCCCAGCUAGAGGGGAAGACACAGAUGUGCCUGAUGCACGCCCCAGGCCCAGUGCACAGCAAGCAGACGAGGGAGGUAGGGGAGGGGAAGAGGGGAGGGGGGAUGGGGAUGAGGCGAGGCGGGAUGACACCGGGGCUGGGAGUGGAAGCAGUGAGCUGCAGAGAGCGGGUGGUGGUGCUGGUGCUGGUGGAGGAGGGGGAGGAGGAGAGGGGGAAGAGAACGACACAGCAGGUGCGGGCUUGGGCACGAGGACUGGGGGCAACAGUGCCGGCGUUGCUCGAGAGCUGGAGCGAACUCAGGCAGAUGAUAGACAGGAGGUUCUAGCUGUGCAGCCGCCACCACAGCAGCUGCGGCAGCAGCAGCAGCAGCAGCAGCAGCAGCCGCAGGAGGAGGUGCAACAUCCGCUGCCGCUGCCGCCCCCCCAGCAGCAGCAGGCGCAGCCACAGCAGGUGCAGCGGUUCCCAUUUGCACAGCUGCAGCACCCGCUACUGCAGGCGAGCCAGCCCACGCCUGAGAUCCCGUGCACCGUGAAGCUCAAGGUGUGGCGCCACCACAUCAGCCGCCCCAGCAGCCCCCUCGACCCCGACAGCUGCCGCCUCACUGUGCCACAUGCUGUGCUCUGCAGUGAGAUGGGUGCUCACUUCUCUCCCUGCGGCCGCUACCUCGCUGCCUGUGUGGCCUGCGUGCCUCCUGCUGCUGCCGCUGCAGCUGCGGCCGCCACUGCUGCUCGCUCCUCCACCAACCAGCACUCCACUCACGGGAGACCCACCAACCCCCCUGCCCCUGCCACAACCACAGCCACAGCCGCCACUAGUGCUGCUGUCGCUGCUUCUGCCGCUGCUGCCACCGCUGCUGCUGCCCGCGGCUCAGCUGUGCAUGGUCGUGUGUCUGGGAUGCAGGGUCGGGGGUCUGGAGCAGCAGCGUCAGAGCCAACAGGUGCAGCAGCAGGAGGGGCAGGAGUGGCAGGGGGAGCAGGGGUGGGAGGUGAUGGUGGGGCGGCUGUAGCAGGGGGGGGAGCAGCUGCAGCAGCAGCGGCGGCAGGUGGUGAUGGUAAUGGUGGCCUGCACAGCAACAGCUCUGUGGCUGCUCGACUGUCCACAGGGGAGCGACGGCGCAGCCCUUCGCCCCUGGAGGUGAACUCAGGCCAGCAGCAGGGGCUGGGGCAGGGGCAGGGGCAUGUGGAUGGGCGUGCUGAAGGCACGGAUGCAGCUGAUGCUGCUGCUGCUGCUGCUGCUGUGGGUGGUGGAGGUGGUGGUGCGCAAGCUGAAGUGACAUCAGGUCCGAGUGGGGUAGUGGCAGCAGAUGAGGCAGGGACUCGGGAGGCUGGAACCGCUGCUGCCACUGCUGCUGCUGUUGAUGCACCUGCUGCCAACGCGGAUGAUAGUGCUGCUGCUGGUGCUGCUGGUGCUGCUGCUGCUGCUGCUGGUGCCAGAAGCCGGGACAUGGGCAGGGUGAGUGGGGCGGUGGGUCUGGCCGUGGGAGGGGGGAUGGGCGCUGUCACCACAGCCACAUCCCGACUGGCAGCUUGGGUCACGGGAAGAGGCGCCGCUGCUGCUGCUGCUGCUGCUAGUGCUGCUGCUGGCGCCAGCUCUUCUGGAAACACAGCAGCAGGAGCAGCGGAGGCUUCAGGGUCAGCAGGAGGGGGAGCAGCAACGAGAGCAGUGGGCGGGAGAGCAGAGGGAACGACUGGGAGUGCAGCAGCAGGGGGUAACGAGCCAGGGGGGCGAGGUGCAGGUGGGGGGAGUGCAGCUGUGGAGGGGGGUAGAGGAGGCGCAGCAAGUGCAGGGGCAGCAGCAGCAGGAGUGGGUGGCAAUGCGAUACGGCGGACAAGAGGAGGAACAGACGCGGGGGCGAGUGGUGGCGGGAACUUUGAGCAAGGAGGAGGGGGGGGAGGGACGGGAGGAGGGGGUGGUCGGGGUGGUGGCAGUGGUGGGGGUGCGGGUGCUGGCAGCAGCAGCAGCAAUGCAGCAGUGGCGCAUCAGGUCAUCUAUGAGCUCAGGGUGUACUCGCUUGAAGAUGCCACCUUCGGUCAAGUCCUUGCAUGUCGAGCCAUACGAGCAGCACAUUGCCUCACUUCCAUCCAGUUUUCCCCCACGUCCUGCCAUCUUCUGCUGGCGUACGGUCGCCGCCACGGUUCUCUGCUGCGCAGCCUCGUGGCAGAUGGCGCCUCCAUCGUGCCCGUCUACACCAUCCUCGAGGUGUAUCGAGUGUCUGACAUGUCGCUGGUGCAAAUCCUUGCCAGCGCGGAAGAUGAGGUCAAUGUGGCGUGCUUCCAUCCCAAAGUUGGUGGGGGGCUCGUCUACGGCACCAAGGAGGGCAAGCUGCGAGUGUUGCAGCACAACCGUGCCGUGCCUCCCCACCUGCCGCUGGGCAUCGUGGAAGAUGCAUCCUUCGACGAGGAGCAGGAGAACCCACAGCAGCCCCUGCAACCACCCUCACGAAGAUUCCCCAUCUUCUGACCGGGACCAACCACACACAGUCCCCAGUUCCCCCCCCUGCCCCUCUGCCUCCACCUAGUAUUCAGCAUCCCUCUCACCUCCCGCACCCUGCCGUCACCACAGCUCAAGCAUGCUGGUGCAUUGCGGCUAGUGGGCACACACCUCUGGCCAGGUCGGCCUCAGGAGCGCCUCUCACUGCUCCUGGAACAUGCUUUGGGUUUCUCUCUCUCUCUGCCUGCUGUGGUGCUUCAUUGCCUCUGGCCUAUGGGCCUGGGCUGUCUGCCUGGGUCUCUCUCUGCCUGGGCCUCUGCCUGGGCUCUCUGCCUGUGCCACGUGGUGUGGUGGUAUUGUACCGGUAUGCUACAGAGCUGCUCAUGACGUGACACAGGACACCCUAACGGUCUCUCUCUGUGUCAUGUCACACAUCUAGAAGUGCAGGGCAUCUGGGUGGGGCGUGAGUGAGGAUGGAAAUUACAGUAGCUGCUGUGUGCUUCUUGCUGUUGAUUCCUCUGCAGCUGGUUGGUUGAGCGAUUUACUUCAGACCCUUGGCUGUGCACGUGUGGGGUACACGGCUGUGGAAGCAACUCCAAGUUCAAUUCAACACAUAUGGGCUUGUUGUCGUGCAUUGUU